Molecule: messenger RNA, 333 nt
Organism: Staurois parvus
Lineage: Eukaryota; Metazoa; Chordata; Amphibia; Anura; Ranidae
Source: the annotation of a GenBank genome assembly
ACGCACUACAGUCCAUUUAACAUGAUUUCCUAUGGGACAGGUUCACAUCUCUGCGUUUUCACCCGGUGGGUUUUUUGUAAAGGGUCAGGGACUUUUUUAAAUGCAAAAAGCUGCCUUUUUGGUUCUAUAUACUUCAAUGGAAACUCUGCAGAAAAGCAUGUACUGCAUUUUUGCUGCAUUUUUGCUGCGUUUUGCGUUUUAAACCUACCUAGCAACAAGAAAAAAAAAAAAAAAAAACACAAAAUGCAUCAAAGAUGUGGCAAAACUGCAUGUGCAUAAACGCACUGCAGAAAUGGACCAAAUGCAAGCUGCAUAGGUGUGAACCUAGCCUCA